GUUAACGGUGUUUUUCUGUCAGCCUGCAGUGUUUGUACUGUGAGAAAACCUUCCGAGAUAAAACCACUCUGAAGGAUCACAUGAGGAAGAAAGCUCACCGGCGCAUCAACGCCAACAACUGCGAAUACGACCGCUUCUACGUCAUCAACUACCUGGAGCUGGGGAAGACCUGGGAGGAAGUGCAGAGCGAGGAUGACCGAGAGCUGGCAGACGAUGAAGACGACGACUGGUCGGACUGGCGGGCUCAUCCAGUGUCUGCUGUGUGUCUGUUCUGUGAUCAUCAGUCAGAGACGAUGGAUCAGAUCUACACACACAUGAAGGAAGCUCAUGGUUUUGAUCUCCACAAAGUGAGGACAGAACUCAAUCUCAGGUUCUACCAGCAGGUGAAGCUGGUGAACUUCAUCCGGCGGCAGAUCCACCAGAGCCGCUGCUACGGCUGCCAGGAGAAGUUCGCCUCCAGAGAUGACGUCCUCCGUCACAUCGAGGCUGAAGGUCACGUGAUGAAGCUGCCGGACAUGUCGACCUGGAACCAACCACAGUAUUACUUCCCCACGUAUGAGAACGACGCCCUCCUGUGCACACUAUCUGACAGCGAUGAAGAUGAAAGUGACGAGACAAAUCACGGCGAGGACGUCCCGGUUAUCGCCGAGGACAUUUCCAACCUCAGAGCGCUGAAACAGAGCAGCGUCCUCCACCAGCUGCUGAAGACCAGAGACUCCUGCAGAUAGGACGGCAGACAGUUUUGGGAAGUGGGGUGGUUGGACUUCUUCGUUUCUUUCCUUUGGACUGAAUUCUUCCUCUCACCAGACUUGUCGUCCCUGUGUGCAGCAGGGCUGUGAAAAAGUGCUAAUAAACUGAAGUGUUUUUGCUGGA
Micropterus dolomieu (smallmouth bass) is the source of this 873-nucleotide messenger RNA. RefSeq names its product zinc finger protein 277-like. The record is from RefSeq and is a predicted model, not a curated record. The transcript has 6 exons. Bases 81 to 728 code for a protein of 215 amino acids. NCBI's taxonomy places the organism in Eukaryota, Metazoa, Chordata, Actinopteri, Centrarchiformes, Centrarchidae.